Caenorhabditis briggsae is the source of this 810-nucleotide messenger RNA. RefSeq names its product Protein CBR-CEH-27 (gene Cbr-ceh-27). Lineage: Eukaryota; Metazoa; Nematoda; Chromadorea; Rhabditida; Rhabditidae. Gene Ontology annotation, cellular component: nucleus. Gene Ontology annotation, biological process: regulation of transcription by RNA polymerase II; cell differentiation. Gene Ontology annotation, molecular function: RNA polymerase II cis-regulatory region sequence-specific DNA binding; DNA-binding transcription factor activity, RNA polymerase II-specific. The record is from RefSeq and is a predicted model, not a curated record. The transcript is spliced from 5 exons. Bases 1 to 810 code for a protein of 269 amino acids.
AUGUCUUCUGGUUCCUCCAGCUCUUCUACAUCCGCCACAGAUUCCGUGACUCCUAUCUCUGAAGGAUUCCAAACUCUUUCCAUCACGACUCCACCAGUCACGUCGACACAUAUGUCAUACUUUGGAUUCCAGACGCCACAGUAUGCUAAUGACUUUUCCAGCUACACUCCAAGUGCUGCCACGGCUUACCCAACCGCUCCAUACCCCAUGGCAACGCAUUCUCAUCUGACCAAUUUGAAUCGCUUCAGUACCACCAAUCAUUUGAGCUUCGGGAUCGCAGCAACUCAACAAAAUAUGAUGAUUUCUGCUGGAAUCGGAAGAAGGAAGCGGAGAGUACUUUUCUCUCCCCAACAAGUUCAUGUUCUGGAGCACAAGUUUGGUUCUAACAAAUAUCUGAGUGCUUCUGAUCGAGAACAACUGGCGAAAAGCAUUAAUUUGACGCCGACACAGGUAAAAAUCUGGUUCCAAAAUCAAAGAUACAAGCACAAGAGACAGGAAAAGGAGAAGAAAAUGGAUGGAGGUUGUUAUCGGCCAAACGAAGGGGAUUCCGAUUCUGAAAGGGAUAAUGAUAGUAGUGGAUCGAUGGGAUCUUCUCCGAACGUUAAGAAAGAGGUAGAUGAAGAUCACAAGGCUCCAUUCAUGAAUUCUACGAUUCCCGUGGAUACUUCAUGUGUUCCAGACAUCACUCAAUCUGCAUUCCCAUAUCAGAUGUAUCCAACGACCGGCUACAUGCCCCAAUUCUUCUAUCAACAACAAGCAACUACUUAUCCACAGACGUAUUCAAAUAUUACUGGCUUCCAGACCUUAUAA